AUGGCUUCCAUCCUCUCCCGCUCGCAGUUCGACCAGGCUUGCAAGGCCUACGUUGAGGCCUACCUGAAUGCACAUCCUUCUGACGUGAAACGCCAUCCUACCGGCUGGCUCUGGGAGGAACAUCCCUACAUCGCCAACCUUGGCUAUCUGUCGAGGACUGUCCACUUACCUUCAAGACCUGUUCAGUCCACCUCGCGCGAGGACGAAGACGAUCUUGUUGAGCUAAUAGCAGAAGAUGACGAUGCCACACUAAACACCAGGGACGACUUGCUGACAUGCAAGCAGUAUGUUGUACAUUCUGCUACAUUUGGGGUGCCCACACUAUACUUCACGCUGCACGACGCGAGCGGGUCCCCGUUGCCUCUGGAGGAGAUAAUGAAGUCUGCACUCUUCAGGCCUGGCUCUUUCCCUUCCGCCGAUGGAAACACAUUCGCCGUCACGUUCCCUGGAUCAUCUUUUGCGAUGCUCUCGCAAGGAGACCAUCCAACGCUCGGUACGCCAUCGUGGUACUUCCAUCCGUGUCACACAGCAGAGGUUGUUGGGGAGCUUAUGGCGGAGAUUGACGUCGGACGAGAUGAUUUACUGCGGUGGCUGGAGGCUUGGUUUAUGGUCAUGGGUAACAUAGUGGACUUCUUCGCAGGAAGCGGAGCAUAGUAUGACAAUGUAUAUUCUC
Messenger RNA from Dichomitus squalens LYAD-421 SS1, 673 nucleotides. RefSeq lists its product as uncharacterized. Gene Ontology annotation, molecular function: Atg12 transferase activity. The transcript has 3 exons. Gene Ontology annotation, cellular component: intracellular anatomical structure. Gene Ontology annotation, biological process: protein lipidation; macroautophagy; protein modification by small protein conjugation. The coding region runs from base 1 to 654 and encodes 217 amino acids. The record is from RefSeq and is a predicted model, not a curated record. Lineage: Eukaryota; Fungi; Basidiomycota; Agaricomycetes; Polyporales; Polyporaceae.